Messenger RNA from Vitis riparia (riverbank grape), 3789 nucleotides. Its product is annotated as protein ROOT PRIMORDIUM DEFECTIVE 1. Lineage: Eukaryota; Viridiplantae; Streptophyta; Magnoliopsida; Vitales; Vitaceae. The transcript is spliced from 2 exons. The record is from RefSeq and is a predicted model, not a curated record. Gene Ontology annotation, molecular function: RNA binding. The coding region runs from base 528 to 1853 and encodes 441 amino acids.
UCUUCCUCACCCGUUUUCCGUUCCUUCUCUUGUCCCUUAAAACCCAUUUCUCAUUGGAUUCUCUGCAACUGAGUGAAGUAAAACAAAUCCACCGUUCCAUUUCUAAAUCCCCGGUCUUUGCUCUAUAUGAUGUCUUCAAAAACAGACGGCGCUGGAGAACCAUAGAUGUGGCAUUUCUUCUCUGAUUCUCGCCUGAGACCGCCAAGUAAUCUGAAUUCGGAUAUCGGUAUCGUGACGGGCUUGGCCGACGAGGAUACGACUCGGAUGCUUCGAUGGAUUGACCCAUCAUCUUCAAAACACGGGUUCACUGACCACAAGUGAGAGAGCGCCGUGGGCAGGGGAGGAGGCGAAACGUCUUAUCGCCCGCCUUGAAGAACGUUUAGCCAAUGCCCUUUCUGACUUUGAAUUUACUUGUAUGUAUUUGUACAGCAUACGUGAACCCUAAAAUUACUAUAUUUUCAAAAUAAUUUCACUUUUCGAUCUGUUUUGAAGAAAUUCAAAGCCCAUAUACCCAAAUCCUCAGAAAAAUGAGGGCUCUGCAAAUGAAGGCUCCAACGUCACAGCCAUUCCCAUUUGGGCCAUUCAACUCAGCCAUACAGAGAAGAUGGAAGAAGCCAGCAGAUACAGCGCAGACUCGCUUGGAGAACAGAACCAGAGACUCCCAACUCGACAAGCUCACAGCCAACCUCAAGAGACUCGCCACUGUGCUCCAGCUCCAACACCUCAUCUCCAAACGAAGAGGCCCACAUGUGUCCGUGCAGAUCAUGUCUCGGUGGAAGAACAUUGUGGGACUCAACGUGGACAUGGGUCAGUUACUUCGGAAAUACCCUCAUAUCUUUGAGGUUUUCACGCAUCCGGUGAAGAGGAACCAGUGCUGUAGGGUUUCCAGGCGGAUGGAGGAUUUGAUGUUGCAGGAAGAGGCUGCUGUUAAGGAAUGCGAAUUGGAGGCGGUGAGGCGGCUGAAGAAGCUUCUGAUGAUGUCAGUGAGUGGUACUCUUCGUGUUCAUGCUUUAUGGUUGAUUAGAAGGGAACUAGGUUUGCCUGAAAGCUUUAGGGAUUCUAUUCUCGCCAAGUAUUAUGAUGAUUUCAAGCUAGUAGAUUUAGAGACCGUGGAGUUGGUGCGCAGAGAUGAGGAUUUGGGGGUUGCCCAGGUUGAGAUUUGGAGGGAGAGAGAGUAUAGAGAGAAAUGGUUGAGUGAAUUUGAGACCAAAUAUGCAUUUCCGAUAAAUCUCCCAACUGGGUUUAAGAUUGAGAGUGGGUUUAGGGAGAAAUUAAAGAACUGGCAAAGGCUUCAGUAUCUGAAGCCCUAUGAGAGGAAGGAAGUUGUUCGGGUUCGGACUUGUGGAGGGAUUGAGCGGUUUGAGAAGCGGGCAGUUGGGAUUCUUCAUGAGCUUCUGAGCUUAACUACAGAGAAGAUGGUUGAGGUUGAACGAUUGUCUCACUUCCGGAGGGACUUUUGCAUGGAAGUAAAUGUGCGUGAACUCCUUCUGAAGCAUCCCGGGAUUUUCUAUAUAUCUACCAGAGGAAACACGCAAAUGGUUUUUCUCAGAGAAGCUUAUAGGAGAGGGUGCUUGACUGAACCAAACCCAGUUUAUGUAGUUAGGAGGAAAAUGCUGGACCUUCUUUUGUUAGGACGGAGACAUAGUAGAGAGCUUCACAUUGAGAGCAAGGAGGAGAGUGACAAUGUGGUAGGUGAUGAGGAUGUGGGAGUUCCAAGAGAUGGAGACUGGGUCAUUCCAAUUCUGGACAACUUUGAUGAUAAUCUCUGUGAGAUUAGUGAUUCAUCUGUUGAAGAACUCAGUGACUACUCUGAGAAUAAAAUCAGUAGAAAUGAACACAAAUUUGAAGGAUGAGACUUAAGAUAUAUCCACGUCUUCUUGUUUCUUCUCUUCAAUGACUUUGUCUAGUAUGAGGUCCUAUCCUGCAUGAACAUCCAGAAGGUUACCUCCAGAGUCGGGUCAGUUGGAACAAGUAAGAAUGAGGACCUACUGGCUGAUGUUUUUAUCCUUUUUUGGUGCUAAAUGAGAUGAUACUGAACGGGACCCUUCAGGAAAUUACAUCUGGAAGAUGUCAUUGAUGAGAUCCACCCACUGGUGGAUGAUGAUGUCAUCAUGUGUACAAAGCUGACAUCAAACACGUGUGCAAACGGCCUAAGCUGAGUAUUUACUGUGAUCAUUCACUUAACCCGAUUGUGUUUCUCUGUUAUUAAGAUGACAAAGGAAUAAAAAAUGAACUAGAGAAGGGGGUAGGGUAGGGUGGUGGUUAUUGCUGGGAGGAGGGAGACUUGCUGCACUUAUUGUCUAGGAAAUAGCAGAGUAGUUCUAGUGGGCAUCAUCCACCAUGUCUAGAGAGAUAGUUCACUUUUACUUCCCUUCAUUUAGUAGGAAAAAAGGAAAGAAAGUUAACUUAUAGAGCAGGGGAUAAGUAAUUCAACUCAUUCUAAAGUGGAAAAAAUAUUUUAGUAGAGCAUUAUGCUUUCUAUUUGUAUUUCUUGUAAAGCAGUAAACAACUCAACUUUUUUUGCCUGUCUCUUGGUUUUUUCCUUUUUUUUUCUUUUUUUCAGAUGCCUUUUGGUUUUCAUGUUGAUGUAAACUUCUUCUGGUUUCUCUGGAUGUUAAAGACCCUCUCUGAGCUUGUUCUAUUUGAGGACUCUGGCAACCAGUGGAGUCUUAGCAGACCAAUACUGAGCUUGAUACUUGCCAGUAAAGGAUUUUUAUACCCUUGUUGCUUCACUCGUUGUUUUAACUGAUUUUCAAAUCACAUAUGUAACAUUCUUGACAUCAUAAUUGUUAAAAUUGACUUCAUAUUUGCAGUUCAAAUGUGUCACAAUCCCAAGUGAGGCAAUCAAGGGAUCAGUGAGAUUUAACACUAACCUCAAGAAUAAUGUCUGAGAUUGCUGAUGUGUUGAGGAUGGCUGUUUUUACUUGUGGAUAUAUAUGAACUGGGGACAACAUACGAGAUUUAAAAUAUCAUCCAAAGCUUAGAAGCAAGAAGCAUUGUGAUUCAGAUGUUGAUGUUCACUGUAGAUUUAAAAUGCUUUAUAUUUGCUAGUAUCACAUGAAUAUUGAGAUUUCCACAUUUUUUAUUUCUUCAGUGUCAGAAGGCCUAGGCACACCACAAGAAUGCCCUAUACUCCCCUGAGAAUCAAUCUCAAGCCUGCAGGAGGGGGUUUGUACAGGGAGCUGGAUGUGCUUGAUCUCAGAAUCCUGUGAUUGAACGAUGAUCAGCCCUCUUCAAUCUUGGAAGACCAGACUUUUGCUGACCAAAUCUCAGCACCGAGUGUGGUCUAAUUCCACUAUCAGAACUUUAACACAGGCUAGUUUUUAGGCUCAGAUUAUUGAGCAACGUGGGUUAUGGAAUUUAUAGUGGAGAAGAUAUUCUGCUCAAAUUCUAUAUCAAAAUCACAUAAUAUUUGAAGUUUUUUGUCCUCUAUGCGGAGCUUCAUCAGCUUGUGGAGGCUGUUCUUCUUCAGCUCAUCAGACCUUUCAUAGGCAUAAAGCCACCGGAGUUGGGGGACCGUAAUUGCUUGCAGUUAAUGUAGAUUUUGAGAAGCACGGUAACUGUGGCAGUGGGAGUGGCACGGAAGAGUAAGUGCACAGCUAAAGCUAAAUUAACCUUGCUGAGGAAGGGCGUUAUAACACCAAGUCAGUGAACUAAAAAUUUAACUUCCAGGUGUCAUUAUACUUAACUCCAAUAAGUUGGAGAAAAUGAAAGAGAUGACUUGAGCAUUGCCAUUGCUAAAUAAUGCCCAGUAUUUAUUCAAGCCAGUCAAGUUUUGAACAUGUUACA